Molecule: messenger RNA, 1920 nt
Organism: Drosophila mauritiana
Lineage: Eukaryota; Metazoa; Arthropoda; Insecta; Diptera; Drosophilidae
Exons: 8
Coding region: 1-1806 (601 amino acids)
Biological process (GO): transmembrane transport
Cellular component (GO): membrane
Molecular function (GO): transmembrane transporter activity
Source: RefSeq, a predicted model, not a curated record
AUGGCAAAGCCAAGGUCGUCGGCAGAUGCUGCUGGAAAUGGCAGUGGAGCAGUGGAUGCAGAGGCCAAGCUCAACUACUUCCAGAAACUGUGGCGCUAUCGUCACUAUCUGGUCAUCGAGCCCUUCUUCUUUUUCUACUUCAUGGCCUCCGUGUUCAAUGCGGUGGCCAUGCAGAAUUUCCCCCUGGACAAGGCGUGUCGCGUGAAUCUGGGCUACAACAAGCUCGUCUGCGACACGAUGCUGGACAAAUCGGAGCUGGGCAUCGAGUGCGAUGACUUCGACUUCGAGAACACCACACAGGGCGCGACGCCGGAUCUCGCUGGCCUGGUCAUCGGAGCCACUGGCUUCAACUACACCGUGUGCAAGGCGGAACUGGAGGCACAGAUCCUGGCGGCAGAUGUCUCCGGGAAACGAGCUCCCAUGGCUGCCAUUUUCCCGCUGAUUGUUUUACUUUUUGCUGGAGGAUGGGCAGAUCGGUACAACAAACGAAAGCCCUGCAUGAUAAUGCCAAUUAUCGGAGAGGCAUUAUCUUUCACAUGCCAGAUUAUCUCAUCGAUUUUCUUCGAAUCGCUGCCCAUGGAGUUUGGCGCCUACUGUGAGGCGAUAGUUCCAGCUCUCUUCGGAGGAUUAACCUUCUGCCUGAUGGCAAUCUAUAGCUACAUCACCAUAGCCACGCCGGAGGAGGAUCGUGUGUUCCGUUUCGGCAUCUUUGCCAUGUUCGUCACUGGAGUUCCUUUUAUAGGACAACCGAUUAGUGGAGUUCUCUUUACGACUUUGGGCUACACAUGGUCCUUUGCCUCCGCCAUUGUCUUCCAGCUGAUUGCGAUAUUUUACAUAAUUUUCUUCAUAAAAGAGGUGAAGACCACGCCCACCACCAGCACCUCAACGAAUGAGCCACCACCACUGCCCUCCACCCUGCCGCCCAAGCAGCAGGGAGCAGACAAUAUGGCCUACGAGACCACCAAUUUGGAGGAGCUGCAGGGCAACAAGAACGUCAACUUCCAGCUAACGCCGCAGAUGGAGCCCAAAGUGGAGGUGGUGCCGCCAAAGCGUUCACUCUUGAAGGAACUCUUCGAUCCCACCCUGGUGCUGGACUGCAUCCGUUUCCCGCUGAUCAAGCGACCCAACAACGGCAGAAUGCUGCUGAUCCUGCUGCUGUGUGCUUACUUCCUGACCGUCGGACCCACUUCCGGUGAGAACGACUAUUGGUAUCGCUUCACGCUGAAGAAGCUCGCCUGGAACGGCAACGACUUCAGUAUCUACCUCACACUGUCCAGUGGCGCUGCACUGGUGGGCACCUUCAUUGGCACUGCCAUUUUGAGCAAGCUACUCAAGGUCUCCGACUCCAUGAUUGGCAUGCUCUCCGCACUGUCCAUUGUCUGCUCCCGCGUUCUUUUCGCCUUCUCCAGCAGCACUGCCUCGUUUUACGUGGCUGGUGUGGUGGACAUGUUCGUCAGUCUGCGAGUGAUUGCCAUCAAGACCAUCGGUUCGAGCAUUGUGGCUGGCGAUGAGCUGAGCAAAAUGUACUCCAUCUUUGGCAUCAGUGAGCCAAUUGCCCAAUUCAUUUUCCCGCCAAUCUUCAGUGAGAUUUACAAGAGCACGGUGGAUUCAUUCCCAGGUGCCAUUUGGCUCUUUGGCGAAAUCUUCUACAUACCCAAUGUCUUGGUCUUCGUUAUAUGCUACUUCCUGCUGCGACGUCGAAAGGCCAACGAGGAGAAGAGCGUCGUGGAAAUGGAGCAGAAUGGUGGAGCAAAUGGUGGCAAUCGGGCAAACGUGGUGCCCGAUAGCGAAAUAACUAGUCUGUAACAUACUUAAUGCCAGUCCGUGUUAUAUAUAUUUUUAUAUUUAUAAUAUAAAUUGUAUAUUUUUGUAUAUUUAUAGACAAUUUGUAUAGCAUUUUAUAUUCCCAGCCAUUUGAUC